AUGGACUUCUUUCAAUCCACCUCGAACCCGUCUCAGUCUUCAUCUUCUGAGCGCUCAUACUCUGAGUUCUUGUCAGUUGAAUCUGAAUCUGAGGAUCCUCUUGCACAACUUGCGAAGGAAGUGGACCAGCAGCCAUUCACCACUAAUAGGAGCUUACGAAAGUCUUUAGAAGACCGUCGCCAAGCGCUUUAUAAAGACGAAACUCGGGAUCAGUACUUUGUUUUCACCAAGUACUGUCGAUUCUCUUUCAAUUCAGAAACAGGAAUCUUGAUUGUAAAAGUCAUGCCCAAUCCUCCGCACGAACUUGCAAUAAGGUCAUUUGAUCUUCUGGUCUCUCUCGAGCUGCAUGCGAUGAACGCCCAUCUUGACGUGUGGUCUUUGGGUUCAACGACAGUUACGAUUGGAAAUUGGCGAAAGGAGGCUGACUGCUGCUGGGGUCCGGUUUCGACAAAUACAAGGCUAAGUUUUGUUGUGGAAGUAGGGUUGUCAGAGUCUGCACGAAACCUUGCUCUUGAUGCACGCGGUUGGCUUGAGACCUCCUCCUCAUCUGUGAAACUUGUGGUUACAAUCAGCAUUAAACAAGAUGGCCCCGAGAUCAUAUUGCGCCGAUGGGAACUUUUUCCUGGUCGAUAUGGUAAUGUUACAAGGUCAUCCCCUCCUUCAGCGCGUUGUACUGCAUUCCUCAAAUUAUCUCGAAUCAACAACACAACAUCUGUUACUGGAGAGUCCUACAUGAAUGGCACAACUACAACUACUACACAGCUGGAUCUACCCUUUGCCAAGAUUGUUGGCCGCCCUCCUCAUCAGCCCCUGGAGAGAGAUUUAGUAAUAUCUGACCAGAAGCUCAGACAAUUUGCCGAGCAUAUAUGGACUGCACAGAGACUCCUAUAAGCUGUCUUGAUUAUGAUUCUUAAUCAGUG
Messenger RNA from Aspergillus ochraceoroseus IBT 24754, 920 nucleotides. RefSeq lists its product as uncharacterized. The coding region runs from base 1 to 891 and encodes 296 amino acids. The record is from RefSeq and is a predicted model, not a curated record. The transcript has 2 exons. Lineage: Eukaryota; Fungi; Ascomycota; Eurotiomycetes; Eurotiales; Aspergillaceae.